This is a messenger RNA of Colletotrichum siamense, 750 nucleotides long. RefSeq lists its product as uncharacterized. The transcript has a single exon. The coding region runs from base 1 to 750 and encodes 249 amino acids. The record is from RefSeq and is a predicted model, not a curated record. NCBI's taxonomy places the organism in Eukaryota, Fungi, Ascomycota, Sordariomycetes, Glomerellales, Glomerellaceae.
AUGACAGGAAUCAAGAAGUUCUACUUGUGCUGUGCCUCCCGCGAUGACCGCUUAUUCAUCGUUGAGAUACACACAGGCUUCAGCAGAAAACCGCCUCUUGGUUCACGACCUGGAAUACUGCUGCGCAAUGGGACCGAUUCCAAGGAUCCCAUCAUCGCAGCUGCCGGCGACGAAUCGCAAUUCGCCGCUCGAGCCUACGCCUUCAACUCCACCACCAACAUCUUCCUGCCGCCAUUGGAGCCCCGCGCAAGCGUCCUCGACAUGGACACCGAGAGUAUGCGCGCCUCAGUAUCAGCGGAAAAGGUGGCGUUUCUGUUUUCCAUUGAGGUUGGUGAGAAGCAGCAACGCGAACGUUUCGAGUGGACAAAAUUGAAGAAAGGGGAAGACCAUGAGGCAAAGUCGGGUGGCUUCAGACUUGCGCAGGUCUCCAAAAGACACGGUAAGCCGCAGAUGAGCUCCGAAGCUGCUUCUGAAUCUGUCGAAGAGGGGCCUUCGUCUUCUCCGGAGGAACCUGUGAACCACGGGUCUCUUACGCUGCCAUCGUGGUCCUCGGGCCUGUCCAAGAUGACUCACCGACUUUUGCCACGAUUGCAGACUAGUGCCUCGUCCAUGGGAAAUUGUUGGGCGUUCAUGGUCGUCAUAACUGCUUUGAGGCUUUGGGAGAUGAACGUGCAAGGAAGGAAAAGUAAGGUUGGAGUAUUGGUUGAAGGAAAGAUAGAGGAGGUUGAAAAGACCAGACUCGCUAGCUGA